GGCGCGGGAAGCCCCAUCUGGCGGCGGCGGCGGCGGUCUCGGCGGCACCAUGUCGGGGGACUUCGGGACGGGCAAGACAAUAUUCGUUUUAGCCAUAGUAGUGGGCUGUUUCGCGGUGCUAUGGCCCAAGAUAUUCUACCCAAUGCUUACGGCCUCCGUUAAGCAGCCACCCUCCGCGAGACAAGCUGUGAAACAUGAGCCUGUGAAACAAGAGCACAGCUGGAGGAGCUCAGCCAAUGUGGAGUUCCUGACCAAGCUUUGCUACCUGCUGGAGGAACAUGAUGGUGGGGAGAGCCGGUGGGCAGAGGGCCGGUGUGGGGUGGAGCUGUGGCAGCACUGUGGCCACCCCAUCUCCGAGCCCCUGCUGGAGGCCGUCAGGCUGGGCAAGGACAAAACCAACCUGACAGAGUGCCUUGCCUCCACCUAUGGCCUGACUCCUGCUGUGGUGGCAGCUGCAGCGCCUCCCAAAGUGCGGCCACGGUCUUACCUCAUCCAGGGUCCCCAUGCCCGGCCGGAGCGCCCUGCCCACCUCUACCCCGAGAUGGUCCACCCAGCUCUGAGGGAGAAAGGCCGAGCCAUGCCACAGCGCACCCUGGACAAGCAGGCACGGCCUGGACCCAUGCCAGGGGUGCGGCCGCCCAUGGGGGGAGCAGGAGGCAUUGUUCCUCCGCCCCAGAGCAAGGGUUCCGGAGCCAUGGGGAUCAUCAUGCCUCUUUAUACUGUGGGCAUCGUGGUCUUCUUUGUGUACACCAUCAUGAAGGUCCUGUUCAAGAAGGGACAUGAUGACGACAAGACCCCGAAGCUGAAGGACUUUGGUCUGGACCCCGAGUAUCGAAAAUAUGUGUUUGCUGAAGAGUACCUGGACAACGCAGACGCCUCGACCCGCGACCAGAUCCGUCGGCAGCAGCGUGAGGACUCCAGGACGUCUCGGAGGAAGUUCCAACAAGAAAUGCACCCAGGUGCUACGGACACCAAAAUUGGAGGAAGAGGAAGCCGCUCCCAGAACAAGAUGAACACUAAUGGAAAGAAACUUGGGGAGUGGUAUCUCCCGGAAGGCUUCCUUACCCAGUCUCUGGAUCAAGACUCAGACAGUGAGGUCACUACUGGAGGCGCCAACAUCACGGAGUCUCUGCAGGAGACAUAUCGUGACCGCCUCCUAGACGGGUUAGAAUGUAAUAAUAGGAACUCUGGCUUAUCCAUACAGGAGGAGGAGGAAGAUAUCUUCUCAGAGACAAGACAAGAGAUAUUAAAUCUUUUAGCAACAAAGUAUGGAUUUUACUUGGACCAGCAGGAGGAGGAGGAACAGCAGUUUGUGAGGGCUGCAUUACAACUGCUCAAAACUGGAGUGCCCUUAGAGAAUGAGGAUUACUACAGUAAACCACCACCACCAGUAAGACAAAACACACUGGACCUGUCUGUCCUGAAGGAUGACUCUGCCUCAGAUGACAAGGUUGGUGAGGCGAGCGGAUCAGAGGCAGAAGAGGACUUCCCAAAGAAAGGACUCCAGGCAAGGAGCAAUACACUUACAGAGUUUAAAGAUCUUCCUGGGUUACAAGAGGAGGAGCAGUGCACUCAGCCAGCAUUCCUGGAGGAGCUGCAGGAAGGUCUGAGAAGGAGAGGACUCAAGUGGACACUUAGCACAGAGGAGGAUUUGAGUCCAAGAAAUGAAGAACAGAGUCAGACUGACACCUCAGAGAAUGUUGUAGAUACAUCUCAGGAAUCUGAAGUCAUUGCUCCCUCUGAAGAUGCUCCCUGUGAAGAAGAGAGUGGUGGACAAGCAAAGACUGACUGUGACAAAAUCUCCACAGCAAUUUCUGGCAUUUUAGCCGAGCUUGAUCACUAUUCUCACAGCUACAGUUCCUGCCCUAAGGAGGAGGAGGAAAUGAGCAAAGUGACAGAGGAGGAGGAGGAGGAGGAGGGGGAGCAGAAGGAGGAGAAGGAGAAGGAGGGAGAAGAGGAAGAGAAGCAGCCAGAGGAGGAGGAGGAAGAGAAGGAGGAGGAAUCAAAGAAGAGGAGGCAAAGGGGAGGGAGGAAGAAUGUAUCUCGCAGUGGAGGCCAUUGUGUCUGCCCCUCAAACCCCAAAGUACAGGAGAAUGCAAAGAAUAACUCGUGUUUAAGAAAUACAUUGCGCUGUGGAUGUGUAAAUUCCUCCUCCUUCUCUCCAUCUUCCCCUCUUUUCUCCUCCACCCCCUCCCCUUCCUCAUCUGUCACCUGUACUUGCCCAUCCUCCUCUUCCUCCGCCUUCUCCUCCUCGUAUACUCCUGUACACCCAACACAUCCCUAUCCAUCCUCUAAUUUAUCUUCCACAUCUUACUCCUGCUCCUCUUCCUCUGCCCCCUCCUCUGCCCCCGUCUGUACAUGCAACUCCUCUUACCUUCGCCAAGCCAUUCCUCUUGGCUAUGCUAAAUUGUCUGUCGGAAAUAACACACCAUUCACAGACAACACCACUGAGGCCCCACAGCCUGCACAGAACCAUACACCACACACACACUCACCACACACACACCCAAGCACUAAUGCACAAGAUUCACACCACACACAGCCUUCACAAAGCCAGUACCCUACCACUACCACCACCCAUACUGCCACCACCACCACCACCUGCACCCUGCCCCCAACACUUCCCAAGGACCCAUCCCCCACAGCCAGUAACCCUGCGAGCGCUUUAAGGCACUUCAGGGGGCAAGGAAGAGAAGGGAGAGAAAACUGCAACUCCCUUUCCUCCUCUUCCUCCUCUUCCUCCUCCUUCAGUAGUAAGAGAACUCCCUCCACUGCGAGAUGCGAGGAGGUGAGUGAGAUCACCAGUGAGGAGGACCCCAGUAGUGAGCAGUUCACCGCCACUCUCAGUGAGGACAACUCCCUCCCCACCUCCCUGCGCCACCACCUGCAGGAGCUACAGGUAGACCAGCUGUCCAGCUUUUCAGAAGCUCUUCUUGGGGAGGUUAAGCAGCUGCAGAUGGGGGGAAGGGGUGGAGACAUCCUGGGACUGAGGGACUCCACCUCAGAAGAGGAGGAGCCCUUGGAGGAGGACCAGGUUGUGGUGCCCGAGGUGAAGGUAGAUGGUGUUCCCGUUAUUUCCUCCCCCAGCGUUGUAGACACCUCCCCUCCCCCACCCUCUCCUCCACAGGCAGAGGUCAGCACCCCAGGUGAACCCCAGGGGGAGGCCCCUCUUGAAGGGAAAGCUUCCUCUGGGGUGAACCAGGAUGGUGCUGCCCCAAAGGAGGGUCACACAGAUGUUUCAGCACAGCAAGAGGAAGCCAUCUCUGAAGGUGACAAGGCUGAGGCCCAUGACAUCGCACCACCACCACCCAAACACCCUCAGCCCCCCACCACACCUGCCGAGCCACAGGACACCCAGGACAAGCAAGCAAAUGUCAAGACACCCGUGGCACCUGAACCUACCAAGGUCACUCCUGCCGGUAAGGAGGUCACCUUCAAAUUGCCCUCAGAAUCAUCUUCCACCAGUGCCACAGGAAGUGAGGAAGGCCCCUCAGAGGCCACAGAGACAGGUGCAGAUAUUUCUGACUUUGUCUCCUUUGCAGAAGAAAACCACCAAGAAGAGGUAUGUCAACCAGCCCAGGUAGUGGUGCAGGAAGAUGUGCCAGAGGUGGUUUACAAAGCUGCAGAUGCUCCUCAGGAGGUAGCUGUUGGCUCAGGCAGCAAGGGUAUAUCCACACAGACUCUGCCAGCUACCAGUGCUGAACACAGCACUCAGACAGAGAAGGAGAGGGAAAUUGCUGUCAUGGGACUGGACACAUCGUUCAAGCGUGAGAAAGAUGUCCCUUCUGUGCCGGCGGAGGUGCCUGAGAUCCUCCUGGAUGCCCUCCUGCCAUCAGAGACACAGCUUCUGGUCAAGGACACCAAGGACACCAAUGUGGAGAUGGAGAGCAGCGAGGCUGGUGCUGUGCCCUGUAUUGUCACCAGCCAUGUCAGUCUGGCCAUCCUGGGACUGGAAGGUGGCCAGCCAAGCAUCCCCACCCCUGUACAAACGUCUUCCCCUUCCACCACUGACCCAAAGACUGUCACCACUACCUCCACUCCACACCAAUCCCCACCACAGCCACCCACCACCAUUCCAGAGCAGCCAGCCACCACUACUCCCGAACAGCCAGCCACCACCACCCCUGAACAUCCAACCACCACCACUUCUGAACAGCCAGCCACUACCACAGUCACCACCACUCCAGAGCAGCCAGCAGUGAUUGCUCCUCUCUUCACAGGUUCUACCCCAGUAGUCAGCACCAUCACUGCUGCCCAGUUCACCAAAGAGAUCACACCAGAGAGGACCCCUUUGAUGAAGGAAACCCCAAAGGCUGAGGGGGAUGCAGUGAUGGUUGCUCCUCUCUUUACUGCCCCUGCUCCUGUUGUCAGCUCCAUCACUGCUGCCCAAUUCACUAAAGAGCGCACACCAGAGAGGACCCCUGUGAUGAAGGAAACCCCCAAGGCUGAGGGGGAUGCAGUGAUGGUUGCUCCUCUCUUUACUGCCCCUGCUCCUGUUGUCAGCUCCAUCACUGCUACCCAAUUCACAAAGGAAGCCACGCCAGAGAGGACAGUCGUGACAAAAGAAACUCCAGAUGAUGAGAAAGACUCAACACCAGCCACUCCUGCUGCUCCAUUCUAUGCUACAGCACUUCCAGCCGUCAGCACUGUUACCGCAGCCCAGUUCAUGAAGGAAUCCACUCCAGAGCGAACACCAGUGAUAAAGGAGACACCAAAAGCUGAGGGUGAUGCUGUAAUGGUUGCCCCACUCUUCACUGGCCCCACUCCAGUGGUGAGCACCAUCACCGCCGCCCAGUUCAUCAAGGAACCCACUCCUGAGAGAACACCAGUCAUUAAGGAAACUCCCAAGGCCGAAGGCGAUGCAGUGAUGGUUGCCCCGCUCUUCACUGGCCCCUCCCCCAUGAUCAGCACCGUCACCGUUGACCAGUUCACCAAGGAGCGCACCCCAGAAAGAACUAAGGUGAUCAAGGAAACACCAAAGGCAGAGGGUGACGCAGUGAUGGUUGCUCCCUUCUUCAGCUCCCCGACUGCUGUGGUCACCACCCUCUCCGCCGACCAGUUCACCAAGGAACCGACCCCAGAGAGAACACCUGUGACGAAGGAAGUGUCAAAUAACGACUCAGCAUCAUCAGCUUCCCCCGCUGCCCCACCUGCUGCCGCCGCCUCUGAGCCCACACCUCCCACCAAGACUGUGGGUGGGAAGGUGGUGGGGGAGCCUCCUGCCCCCGCUGCGGCCCCCCCUGCUGUGGAGGCCAUGGCGGAGGCCAUCGUGGCCUCCACCACUCGUGCUGCCUUGGAUCAGUUGAAUUCCUUGCAAGAGUCCUCCACGGCCUCCACGGAUGAGUCGUCAGCCUCCACCGUCCAGGAGAGGGUGGAGGCUGCCCUUGCUGAGGCCGUGAGGGAGGAGGCACCCCCCCCAGCUGCCCCAAAGCCUAAGGAGAGUCCCGCCUCAAGCAAAGGCUCCAGCCCAGACAUGGAUGAGUAUGAGGUCAUAACUAAAGAUGACAGCACCACCACCACCACCACAACCUCCACCUCCACGCCCAGCCAAGAUGCCACCAAAGCCUCUGCUGCCGCUGCCACUCCUGCCACUCAAAAGUCCGGCCCUCAGACUCAGACGCAGCCAACGCCCACUAAGCCACCCGCACCACUUAAGAGCGCGGCAGCUCCAGUCAAGGGUCAGGAGAAGAAAGAAGAGGAAGAUGAGGAGGAGGAGGAGGAGGAAGAGGAGAGUGAAGAAGAAGAGGAGGAGGAGGAGGAGGAAGAGGAGAGUGAUGAAGAAGAGGAAGUUGUAGUCAGAGUUAUAAGAAAAGUAGUCCCUAAAAAGCAAGUGGAGGAAGAAGAGGAGUCAGAAGAAGAGGAAGAAGAGGAGUCAGAAGAAGAAGAAACAACAGAAUCCGAAGUAGUGGUGAAGAAAGCACCAGUCACCACCAAACAAACGGUUGUCAAGACCAUCACAAAGUCUGUUCCAGCAACACAAAAGAAACAGGAAGAGGAGGAAGAAUCAGAGGAAGAGGAAGAGGAGGAGGAGGAGGAAGAGGAAGAGGAAGAAGAGGAAGAGGGGGAGGAGGAAGAGGAGGAAGAAGAGGAGACAGAGGAGGAGGAAGUCCCCAAAACCAAAACGACAAAGCCAAGCCAAAACCUUAAGAAGUAAAUGGCUCCACAAUGCAAUACUUUUCCCUCUUAACACAAAAGGCUAGUGGUAGAAUGAGAUAACAUUGAAUUUGGAAGUAUAAGUAGAAUAAGCAAACCCAGACACAUACAUACACACAUCAGUACUAUAAAAAAGCCACCUUCUUUCCCUCUUCAGGAACUCAACCUUGGGAAAUGUGUGAUUAUGUACAAGCAGACAGCGAGGCAAUCUAAUGAAUAUCCUAUUGCUAUUGUUGACGUCACAGACUUUGCCCAAUAAUUUUGCGACUAUGAGGUGCAAGGAUUUGGUAACCAUUCACUUUGUACUGAUUUAGUUAACUAAAAAAAUCUUUCCUUUAUGACUGAUAGUUUUUGGAAAGUAAUUGAGUGGAGAGUUCUUGUAUCUUUUUAUGGUAUCAGUUUCAUUCACAUGUAAAAGAGAGAAAAAAGUACCAUUAAGAGUGCUGUCACCAGUGGAUUGGCUUAUAUAUAUCAGGUAGUGUUUCCGUGAAGAUUUCUUGUAUUUAUCAAAACUCAUUCUUUUUUUCCUGCUGCUCCAGUAACUCACUUCACAUACUGUAAAGAAGUUUCUGGGUAAAAAGUAAUGGUGAUGGUUACAGUGGUGUAUGUCCUGGCUCAAGUGCCCAGUAAUUAUAUCCUGUUUUUACCAGUGUUAGAAAUGGGAUCUAAUUCACUCGUCUCUGAGGGCAGAGGAAGUGGCUUUUUACCGCCCUGCCUACACCAACACUUCAGACUCUGUGUCAUUAACAAAGUGUGUGUGCAUGUGUUAGCCCUUUUACUGCUGUGGCUCUAUGUUGACAUUCAAAGAUACUAUAAAGCAAAGAGAAUAGGAGGUUAAUUUUGUCUUUUUGUGGUUACAGAAUUAUUUAAGAGACUGUAGUACAAAAAUAAGUUUAAAAAUGUGAAUAUGGUUAAAUUUGUCUAGCUGUGAAAGGGUUGGAAGAGAUACAUGAGUAUGUGUGACUGUUUUAAAUCAUUAAAGAUUAUUGAACAGUGUCACUUACUAAUGCAGAAUUCAGGUAUAAUAUAAAUUCAAACACACACACACACACACACACACACACACACACACACACACACACACACACACACACACACACACACACACACACACACACACACACACACACACACACACACACACACUGCAGUCAUUGCUUAUGCUCUUUCUCAUCUUACUCUGGUGACUUACUUACCCUUGUGGUCUGUUUCAAAAGGAGUUCUGUAGUUUUAUGUGUUACUUUCUUCAAGCAGGUAAUCUUUGCAUGAGACACAAGUAGUCAUUCAACUUCUUGCACAGCGCUUCUCUAGAUGAACUCUGUUAAAAGUAAAGAAAAAAAUGCUCAGCUAUGUAAGACAAACAGUCCUAUUUCUCCUUCUGUUUCUGUGGCUGGAUUAUGGUUGAGCUUGACGAGAAAUGGAUUGAGGAGUGAACAAUGAAAUACUAGGAUGGCUUUGUCCAUUUGAGAGGAUGCAUAUUUUUAUACUCCUUGUUUAUUUGUGCCAACAUUAAUCAGGUUUACCGAGAGACCAACAAAGCCAUGCAGUGGACCUUACUGUUGACUAAAAAGUGCUAUACUAUUCACACUACUCAUGUGCAAAGUCUUGAGGUUUGUUUCUCAUGCAACAUUUGACAGAAGUACUCUCAGUAUAUGCAUGACAGAUGAAGGGCUCCAUUUUGUAGUUCAUUGAGUGAGGAGAUUAAGUAGUACUCCUUUAUCCAUAGACACCUUGUAGGAAUUCUGUAGUUGUUAGAGAUAACCUCAUAGACAAUAACAGCUCUGUGACAUUACUAAUAUAACAGAUUCCACACUCACUGCCUUAACCUUAUUUAACUAUAAAAACUGUAAGAAGUGAGGUACUUCUUAUUCAUCAUCAGGAAUCUUGAUGUAUGUUAAUUUCCUCUGACCACCACCUACAUAAAUGUCAAACUUUAUGGUUUUUUUCAUCCAUUUUGCUCCUUUAAAUCAAUCCAUAAUUGUGUCAAUUAAUAACAAUGGAUGAGGAGUGAAAUGGAAAAAAAAAAUUAAGCUUGUUCAGACACCUACACAUACGCACAGACACACCAAUGGUAUAACUGUCUUCUUGAGGAAGAGAAUAGGGUGUGUGGUUUGUGAAAGGUCUCACUUUAUCCACAGAUUAGAAUAUACAAACUAGGCUCUCAGUGGGAGGCUGAAUCUGAUCCUCAAGACCUUACAUCUUACACUCUCACACACAAUUUUCUUUCUCUCAUAAAUGCCUUGACAAUAAUGUAAAAGAAAGUUGUAGGCUGGUCACACUGUUUAAGUAUAGUUAUUUAAGUCAUGUAUUGACCAGGGUGAUUCAUGCAUUUUUCAGAUGAUGGACUGUGUUUUUUCUAGUCAUAUGACAAGGAAAUCAUUGCUGUUUAUUUCAUCUCUGAACCUCAACUUCUGUAACCUUCACUGCAGUUCUUUAUAGGCAUAUCUCACAUAUAUUUUUAAGAUUGCCAGCUUCAUAUCUCUCUGAGCAGAUGAAUGCUGCCUCCACUACAGUGUGUCUCAAGGACUUAGAGCAUCACUGAAGCUGCGCAUUCUCUGCUUUGACCCAUUACCACCACAUCCAAGGUGACCUGUAACAUGUGUUACUCCUUCACACUACUGACCUGUCUCUUGUACAGUUUUCCUUCACUAACCGAGAAUGAAUGUACUGACUGCAUUUUUAAGAAGUAUUUUUUAGCUGUUGGUGAGUAGUAGGUGUGUUUACUUCUGUAAUAAUUAUGUUGUUUAUGGGCUUUGGGGAUUGGCCAAGAUUUGUGUAGGUCAGUCAGGCAUGUCUGACUGUGUGCUAUCAAACCAUUGCUACAUAGAUGAAAUUUAUAUUCCUGGCCAAAGUGAGGGUAGGUUACAGUGCUUUCCAUGUGUGUGGGAGCUACAGAAGUUUCAUUAGUUAUAUAAUCGGCAGUGUUGUGACAGCCAAGCGUCUAACCUCCGGUGGCAAGCACUCAAGUUGAUGUUUUUGUAUAUUGAAAGUCCAGCACCAGGGUGGGCAGUACAUUGAUGUGUAUCUCUGUUAUAGUGUUUCCCUUUGUACGGGAGUCCUGUAAUUUACUCUUGUUAUUUAUAUACAUACAUAGUAUAUAUAUCCUAAGAAAGGUAUAUACUGUUACUGGAAUGUUAUGGUGUCGAGUGUGCAAUGGUUUGCUGUAGUGGAGGUGCUGAACACUUGAGGAAUCUUUAUCUCUAUGUGAACUCCUUUUUAGCAGACUUUUUUUCUAGGCUGGAACGGAGAUUAUUCAGCAAAGUUAAUGACUAGUAGUGUCAGUUACGGAGAGGAUGAGUAAGAGGAAAACAAGCAACAGUUAGAAAGGAGACCACACAGUCCAGUGUCAACACAGGCAGUGAUAAGAAACAAAGCAGGUGGUUAAAAGAUAUGAUCCACAUGUUUUAUAGCUUCUGUCCUCACUGUGGAGGUCAUUAUGGGUAAUAGAUAAUACUGAGCAGCAGGAGCCACAUCUGACCUAAGACUGCCUUCCUCCUUCCCUCUACUUGUCCCAAGUGUCCAAGGCUGAUGCGUGCAGUAGUGGUUGGUUGACCAGCAAUAUUAACUAGUUGUGAUUACAUUUAUCCUAGUCAAUAUCUUCUAGUCAUAUUCCUGUGUUCACACAAUGAUUUGUGAGUCUCCAUAUUGGGUUAAUAAUAAAAACAUAGAUCUGAAAAA
This is a messenger RNA of Portunus trituberculatus (swimming crab), 9831 nucleotides long. Its product is annotated as proteoglycan 4-like. The record is from RefSeq and is a predicted model, not a curated record. NCBI's taxonomy places the organism in Eukaryota, Metazoa, Arthropoda, Malacostraca, Decapoda, Portunidae. Gene Ontology annotation, cellular component: neuron projection; neuronal cell body; intracellular membrane-bounded organelle. Gene Ontology annotation, biological process: protein localization to cell surface; synaptic transmission, cholinergic. The coding region runs from base 50 to 6154 and encodes 2034 amino acids. The transcript has 15 exons.